AUGACUAGAAUUGUUGUUGUUGGCUCCGGUGUUGUUGGGAUCACUAACGCGUACUGUCUUUUGAAGAAAGAUCCAUCCAAUGAGGUCACCAUUGUGUCUCAAAACUUCCCUACUGAUUUUGAAUUCAAGAAAGUCUACACGUCGCCGAUUGCCGGCGCCAACUGGGCAUCUUUUGCAACUCCGGAGGACAAGUUUGUGCAGGAGAUCGACACUGUGGGCUACUAUAAGUUUCAGGACCUGAUAAAAAACAGACCGGAGGCCGGUGUUACGGCACGGAAGGACAUCAACUAUGUGACGAAGGAGAAGUUUGCGAAAGACGGGCAUGCCAAGAAGUUCCCCUGGUUUGCGUACGGCCAAAUUGGUACAGACUGUGGCUUUAGAGAGCUUGACGCGUCUGAGUUUGACAACAAUAAGUUUGAAUACGGCUUUGAGUACGACGGUCUGGUGAUUCGGACGAGCUACUAUAUGACUUUUUUGAUCAAUGAGUGCUGGAGACUUUCUGGGGCCAGCGAAGGUCCAAAGGCUCGGUUUUCUCUUCGCCGGGGUUCUGUCAAGAAGUUGUCGGAGGCCUUUGACCUGCAUGCAUCGGGUAGACGUGCAGACGUUAUCGUCAACUGCACGGGCUUGUUAGCCCGGGAGCUAGAGGACCUUGAGCCGGAGGAACGGAGCAAGAUUUAUCCCGUGCGGGGAGUUGUUUACGUUGUGAAGAACACGACUGGCGUCAAGAAGGUCACGAUUGUGGAGAUCGACAAGGAGGACGAGAGCUUGUAUUUGAUGCCAAGACGUGAGGGGGAGAUGAUCAUUGGCGGGUGUUUCCAGAAGAACGAGGAGAGCCGCUACGUGGACCCUAGCUUGCGGGAACGGAUCUUAGGACGCUGCUCCUACUACUUGCCCCAAUUCAACUGGAAAAACCUAGAGAUUGUCCGGGAGCAGGUUGGGUUCAGACCGUACCGGGAGGGCGGGUACCGGAUCGAGAGAAAGGGCCGCAUUGUGCACUGCUACGGGACGGGCGGUGCCGGGUACCAGUCGAGCUGGGGGUGUGCCGAAAAGGUGCUAAAGCUGGUUUCACAGGUCGGCAGCGGCAGCAAGUUAUGA
Molecule: messenger RNA, 1095 nt
Organism: Pichia membranifaciens NRRL Y-2026
Lineage: Eukaryota; Fungi; Ascomycota; Pichiomycetes; Pichiales; Pichiaceae
Exons: 1
Coding region: 1-1095 (364 amino acids)
Molecular function (GO): D-amino-acid oxidase activity; FAD binding
Source: RefSeq, a predicted model, not a curated record